Mauremys reevesii (Reeves's turtle) is the source of this 4650-nucleotide messenger RNA. RefSeq names its product SAP30 like (gene SAP30L). The record is from RefSeq and is a predicted model, not a curated record. Gene Ontology annotation, molecular function: protein binding; transcription coregulator activity. Gene Ontology annotation, biological process: regulation of DNA-templated transcription. The coding region runs from base 591 to 1127 and encodes 178 amino acids. Lineage: Eukaryota; Metazoa; Chordata; Testudines; Geoemydidae. Gene Ontology annotation, cellular component: histone deacetylase complex. The transcript is spliced from 4 exons.
GUGUGCGGGGUCCCGGCGGCGGUGGUGGUGGCGGCGCUUCGGGGCCUGCCCCGGCCUGGCCUGGCCUCCGCUUUGCGGCAGCGCCGCCUCCGGAGAGCCGGGGGGCGCUCGCCGGCUCCUCGCCCGGCUGGGCCGGGGGCGUUGCCGGGUGUGUCUAGGGACCCUUGGCGGGGUGGCCCAGGCGGUAGUUUCUAGGGGCCCCUGGGGCGGCCCGGGACGCUGACGGGUGUUUCUAGGGGGCGUUGAGAGUUUCUAGGGGCCCCUGGGAUAAGGGGCAGGGGAGGGUGCCGGGUGUCUCUAGGGGGCCCUGUCGGCAGUUUCUAGGGGCCCCUGGGACGGUGCCGGUAGUUUCUAGGGGCCCCUGUGGGCUGGUCCCUGUCGACAGUUUCUAGGGGCCCCUGUGGGGGGGGGCUGGGACGGUGCCGGGAGUUUCUAAGGGCCCCGGGGGGGCUGGCCCCUGCUGGCAGUUUCUAGGGGCCCCCCUGGGGGGCGCUGGGUGUUAGAGGCGCUCUCGUUGCCAGCAUCACAGUCUCAGCCGUUGGGAGGCAUCGGGUGUCUCCCUGCCAUUACUGUCCUGGCUGGGCUGGGCGAUGAAUGGCUUCAGCACCGAGGAGGACAGCCGGGAUGGGCCCCCCGCUGCCCCCUUUUACGGCCAGAGCUGCUGCCUGAUUGAUGACGGGGACCGCUGCGUCCGCCCGGCCGGCAAUGCCUCCUUCAGCAAGAGGAUCCAGAAGAGCAUCUCCCAGAAGAAGCUCAAGCUGGACAUUGACAAAAGUGUAAGGCAUCUGUACAUUUGUGAUUUCCACAAGAAUUUCAUUCAGAGUGUGCGAAACAAAAGGAAGAGGAAAACUAGCGAUGAUGGAGGAGACUCUCCUGAGCAUGAGAUGGAUGUCCCAGAGGUUGACCUGUUCCAGCUGCAAGUGAACACGCUGCGACGGUACAAAAGACAUUACAAGUUACAGACCAGGCCUGGCCUCAAUAAGGCUCAGCUAGCAGAAACUAUUAGCCGCCACUUCAGAAAUAUCCCUGUGAACGAGAAGGAGACGCUUGCUUACUUCAUCUACAUGGUAAAGAGUAACAAGAGCAGGCUGGACCAGAAAUCAGAAAGCAGCAAGCAACUAGAAUGAAGAUGAGUUGGACUUUGGAUGAGAAUAAGCAUGAUAUUGAAGGAACAGGUGGUGUCAUGCAUUUUAAGCUUCUAAAGACUGUUAAACUAUAUUGUAAAUUUGUUUUAAAUGCAGUGUGUGUGAAUGACAUAGAAACUCUUGGUCAGGACUAUCUGAAAACAUGCAUCCAACAUGCCUAAGAAGACUUACUUCCCAGUCAAAGCCAACAUUGGAAUGAAGGAAUAAAGAUCAUAGGAAGAACUAAAGAUAUCAGUCGGACUCCGUGGCUUUGGAGUUCAUUGAUGCAGUGUGUUUAAAGUACUUCUGGAAGCCUGCUUCUGAAUGUGAUUUAGGUGACGAGUAAAAAGAAUUCAGUGGCCUCAUUCUGCGUCACCAAACCGCCAUGCAGCACACUUUGAUUCAGGACUGGAACAGCGGUGGAGUUAUAAUUCAGAAUCAAGGUGCAUGGGUCAGAAGUCUGUCUGUCUGAAGCUUGCUCACAACCUGAACACAUUCCACCUUUCUCUGAGUCAGUGCUACAAAUCCCAAACUUCUGUGAAUGAAUGCUACAGUUCGCCAAAUCCACUCAGUGAAUGCUAUUUGAUUGGUUUGAAAAUGGAUUUCUCACGUCAUAUUAUAUGGAAACCAAACCGAUAUUGCCAACCUUUUCAUCUGCUUCACCUUAUUUAAAAACUCAUUAUUUAAUUGAAUUGUUUUAAGCAUUUGAGAACAUCUGCAUUUUCUGGACUUAUGACAUUUAAGGAAAUAUGUGGCAUUUAGGCAAAUAUUGUGAAUUAAUUCACUGGUUUGAUCAUGUUGUUAAAAUGCCCCAAUUAAUUUACAUAAGUCUGUUGUGUCUCUUGAAUUUUAGGCUCAGGGAUAGGUGAAGUAAUGGCUUAUGGCAUGAGCUUUUAUUCUGGGUCAGAUCAGGUAUAAGUCACACAAGUGAUUUAAUUCUCAAUCUGGUCGUCAGCAGGUCUACAUCACAAAACUGACACACAGAUUGGUCUGACUUCCAGUCUCAGUUUCAGAUUAAACCAUUCUAGGAGCAAUAGAUAUGUCACCAGUGUACUAACAGGAGUGUAUGCGAUAUCUGAACAGCAUCUGAACUGUUUUUGGCAUGGACAGAGUCAAAAAACACUCACUUUUCAUAAGCAUUAAAUUUACGUUUCCUAGGAAUAAUGCUGAUCAUAGAAUGGCACACAGUUGUCCUUUGUGACUGCAUAUUUUCAAAGUAAAGUAAAGUUAAAAUCACUCAUUUUUUGUCAUUUCAAGCCAAGGUAUUCCUUCACAGCCUAAACAAAAUUGGCAAAGGGAGCCUAAAGAGGGUUCAGUAUCAGAGGGGUAGCCGUGUUAGUCUGGUUCUGUAGAAGCAGCAAAGAAUCCUGUGGCACCUUAUAGACUAACAGACGUUUUGCAGCAUGAGCUUUCGUGGGUGAAUACCCACUUCUUCGGAUGCAAGUAGUGAAAAGAGGGUUGUGACCUGUCAUUUUCCAAUGACCUCAAAUCCAAUUCAAGGUAAUCUUUGUGAUUUAAAACACCAGUCCGCGCCCCUGCUGUUUUAACUUUUUAGUCUUUUUAUUCUGUUCUGAGAUGCCAAGACCCCACUUGAUGAGCAUAUAUGCAAACAAGCCUUAAGCAGCAAAGUGAACAGUGGAGAACUUAGGUUAGAAUUUUUCAGUUGUGGGUUUGAACAAGCAGAAACCGGCUGUAGCUUUGAAUAGCUAAACAUGAGACACAGCUCAAUAUUGUAUGUAUUGCUUAUUGUGCAAGUCAGACAGUUCAUACAAUAACUUCUUGAAAUCUUAAGCUUUCCCAAAGUGUCCGUUAAAAUAAUUAAGGUCACCACUCUAAGCAAGCUGAGUUUAUUUGCAGAGCUUUCAAGUGUUUGCUUAUGUUCCAAAUGGAUAUUCAAGAAACUUCAGCCUUUUUAAUAAGUCCAAUGUCAUGCAGAAAAUACUUCUAGUGCUAGGGAUAGUCCAUUUUAAUCUGAUGCAUCUCUGAAGGAUGUGAAUUGUUUUAAGUGUCCUCACAGACUCCAAUUCAGUAUGAAUUUGAAGAACCUUUUGCUAUUUAGAUCAGAGGAUAUGUCUACCCUUCAGUUAAAAACCCGUGGCUGGCCCAUGCCAGCUGACUCACGCUGGUGGGGCUAGGGCUAGGGAGCUGUUUAAUUGCCAUAUAGCCAUUCAGGCUUGGGCUGGAGCUGGGGCCCUAGUGAGGCCGGAGCCCAAACAUGUGCAAUUAAACAGUCCCUUGGGAGUCAGCUGGCAUGGGCCAGCCACAGGUGUCUAAUUGCAAUAGAGACAUAUCCUAAGGGGCUUUGACACAAGCAGUGAAGGAGUGUAUGGAAUGGUAAGCAAAUGUCUUGCAUCAAUAUUUCUUGAGUGUUUAAGAGUCUCCAUUAUUCUGGUCCCUUCCUUAUUGGAAGGAUGAAAUAAAAACCGUGUAUCACUCAGUUGAUCUGAUUUAUAUAAUUCAGGACAGAUGCUUAGAAGGUAUGUUCUCUGACUGCAUGAUUAACUGCAGAGAUUGUAUGCAUGCAGCCGGAGGAGAGUGAUUAAGGAAAAACCUGUCUUCAAGUUCUGAGUAGGUUAUGCCUUAUCCUGACUUCCAGACCAAAAUUGUAAAAAAUGGAAUUUAUAUGAUGGUGGGUUUGGUUGUUGUUUUUUUUUAAGAGCAAAUAAUUUGUUGCAGUGUUUUAGCUGCUCAGCAGCAAAUAGAUUCUUUACAAAGGAAAUACGGUGGCAGGUUCCAUCUGUUCGGGUGUAUUCACUGGAAUGUUUUUGUGCGGAGGUGGGAUUCAGGACAUUUUUCUGAGCUAAUCGAUUGAUAUAAAAUGUAUGAUUGUUGUUGUUUUCACUUAAGCAAUUAUACUUAAAAACAAAUCUCAUUCUAAGGAGUGGUGAUGGAAAGAUGUUUACCAGCAAUUAGCAGGAGUUUAUAAGGUGGAGAGGUUGGAGGAGGGACACCAGAGAAGCAGAGGAAUCUUUGGUUUUCAGAUCCCUUGGAUUCCAUUGCCUUAUAAACACUUGGAGAUGACUUUAGCUGAGUUGAGAACAAGAGAAUGAGUAACAAGCCUUGAUCAUGAGAGCAAGUGUCUUGGUGGAGGGGACUGGUCACUCAUGUGACUCCCCAUGCUAGAAACUGACAUUACACAUCAAUUCAGCAGCAAUAUCCAUGUUCAGAGUGCCUGUGGCUCUCAGAGCGUUUAGAUUUUAAUAACCAGAAACGCAACAAUGCAAUUGUUCUGUGUAAUACCACUGUGUGUACUUGAUUAUGCUGCAUGCCAAUUAAUGAUACUGUCCAACGUUUUUUAAAUCCUCAACAGCAAAUAUUUUUUUGAGCCUCAGAGGUGUGAAAGCUGAGGUAGCAGAAUUUUUCUGCACUUUGGCGGGGUUUGUUUAAGAUGCAGGAGAGCAGAAUUGCUUUGAUUGACAUGGUUCAUUCACACAAGGUGAACAUUUUUACCUUGAUACUUUUAGAACAGAGGUGGGCAACCUUUCAGAAGUGGUGUGCCAAGUCUUCAUUUAUUCACUUUGAUUUA